Messenger RNA from Schistosoma guineensis, 2801 nucleotides. The record is from the annotation of a GenBank genome assembly. NCBI's taxonomy places the organism in Eukaryota, Metazoa, Platyhelminthes, Trematoda, Strigeidida, Schistosomatidae.
ACCCUGAGUUAAGGCGCUCAGUACGCCAUAGACGCUAGAUGCAGGCCUGGAAUUUAGAGCGUAUACCAUUGCCAAACUUUUCCACAUACGUAGUUUAUACAACAGUAUCAUUGCUAGGAUCUGUAUUACAUGUAUUCUUCCAGAUGACUAAAGAUGCUAAACCUGAAGGAACAGGAAAUUAUACCACACUAAACUACCCUACACUGGCAUUAACUUGCUGUCUGGAAGACAGUUGGUGCUUCUGGAGCUUCGUAAACUUUGGAUACUGUUUGUUGAUGUAUGCUGCAAGAGAAUUGCAAAAUUUGUUUUUCGGUCAACUUCGAAGCGCUGAAGAUUCACAUAUCAGAGAAAAUUUUUCUAGUUUUAUUUUCUAUAAGGUGGUUUUUAUUUAUGGUAUUCUCCACGUGGAAGUUCUUCAUGAACUCCUUCUUUGGGCAACGUGGUUUACUAUACUUGGCUUUUUGCGUCUUCUAACUGGUCUCAUCAGGGAUCGUUCUCAGUACAGUCUUCGUUGUUCUGAUUUCUCUCUUACUUAUCAAGCCCGAAUAUUUUUAUUAUGUUGUCUGCUCCUGCUUUUCAGCAACGUUCUGAUGAUUAUUUCUAUAAUCGUGGGUGCUAAGCAUUCUCUUAAUACUAUGUUCUUUAUGCUUGCGGAGGUAUUUCAACUUUUGAUUGUCACUGUGCAUGUUAUCACGUGGUAUGUAGUUUAUCUAUAUUGCGAAGUUGCCUCACGUUCUAAUGAUGACGAUAAAGUGUACCACCGUUUUGUGCUUCUUUAUUACACUGAAUUCGUUUUUGAUACGAUUGCUGAUGCUGGCGAUGUAUUCCAUAACCUACAUAUGUUAUUUUGGAAUAAACUUCAAAUAAAUAUGUCAAGCAUCAUUGUUGCCUUGCACCUUCAACAUUUAUACUAUAAAGUGUCCAGACGUUUUGUGCAUCACAAACGCUAUAAAAACGUACUAAAGAAUUUGGAUACUCGGAUUGUUUAUUCCAAAGAAAAUUGUCCUAUUUGCUGGGAGAAAAUGCGCAAAUCCUGUCAACUCCCCUGUGGACAUAUUUUUCAUACUGCCUGUUUAUAUCUGUGGAUUGAACAAAACAAUAACUGUCCUGUAUGCAGAAAGUGCUUUGAUGAUUUAAAUGGUCUACCUCCAAAUACAGUAACAACAAAUUUACCUACAACACCUCCCAGUUCUUUUUCUACCAGUGAAUCUUCCGAAAUAUCGAGAGGUCAAAGUAAUGAGUCUAGUUUUCACCCUUUAUCAUCCGAAACCAGUCAGAUAGGUUUCUGUUCUGAGAAUCAACUUAAUGUAAGAAAAUUGUGCGAAACAUGUAUUCCGACUACGAAAAAUUCUGGUUUCUCCGUUCGUCAAACAACGGCGGAUUCAUUACUUUCCGCAAAUAAGUUCACUUCAUCCAACGAAUCAUACUUUUCGGCAAUGGUUAGUAUGGACCGUCUGUUGGAUGUACAUGAUCAGUUGAUUGCUGAAGAUGUUGCCAAUGUUCGAACCCGUCCAAAAAAUGCAUUACCUGCAAAAUUCUUAGCUAUACUGGAAGCUGAAUUACUUCGACAUUUCCGCUUAUCUGAUAGUUCGAAUAAUUCGAAGUUAAAGUCAUCCAGAUGCAAACAACAAGAGGGCUCAUUGACUGAACAUACUGUUAAUUCACAUGCCCACGAAUCUACAUUGCUAAUAACAGAUCAGAGUCCACUCAUUUCAUCAACUCCCGAUACAUUAUUUUCAACACUACAUUCUUCACAGAGUUCAGAUUCGUCUCAUACAGACGAUGAAGACAAGGAAUUCCCACCUAAACGUGCUUUACGAUUGGCUAUUAGACGGUUGUUGCAGCGUGUCAAUCAAUCACUUUUGAUUUCAGGGAAGAUGUGUCAAUGUCAUGCACUAAAUCUUUGUACACAUAAGUCUGGUGUUUUCGAAAGAGAUAAGUUAUCAAUUCAACCUACUUCAUCGGUGGAUAAUAUAAUUUGUCAAACUCCAAAUACUUCAACACCAUUCCAUUCAUAUCCUUCUACUUUAUCUUCAUCUACCACUCAACUUAUGAAACAUUAUCAAACAUCUUCAUUGGUUUGUAGUGAUACAUCUUGUUCACCUGAUAUAUUAUCACAUAGAAAUCGGUCUAGCUUAUUCUUAGAUCCUCAGACCUAUCAUUCAACUGAUGAACAGUUGCGUGUUGAAAACGAAUGUAAAUGUAAUUUGUCUUCAGUUGUACAUCCCUUCGAAAGUCAUCGCAAAAAACAUCAAGAAAAAUGUCUUUUGUCGCGGCGAGGUCACUUCAAACUCCUAACUAGACGUCCCUACUUAAAGAAAACGAAAUAAAUAACCAGUUCACUACAAUGUAACUUCACUUCUUUUUCACCACCUGUCUGUUUGUACUUCAUAACUUUGCUUCAUUUAUUUGUUUUUCCCAGAACGUUGCUUAAUCCUAUUGCCUUUUCUUACUGGAUCAACUUCUCAUUAUUUGUCCAAAGUAUUGUGAUGACCAUUUAUGCAAAUAUAUUCAGAUUAACUGAAGUGUCAUGUUGUCAUUUGAGUUGCCAUUAACUGAGAUUCUGAAAUUUUUCAUGGCUACUGGCUUUCUGAUUUUUUAUAAGUAUCUAUUUCGAGUAGUGCUUAUGAAUUCCUUUAUACUUCGCUCUUUCAAUAUUGAUCCCACAUUUUGUAUGCAAACUAUUUACACACAACAGUGGGGCUUGUUUAUUUUUGAUUUAUUGUUAUCUUUUAUACAAAAUAAUAUUUGUUUUAUUCAGUUUAAUUCAUUUCGUUCAAUACAUUUAUAUAUGAUAGUCU